Urocitellus parryii (Arctic ground squirrel) is the source of this 3172-nucleotide messenger RNA. RefSeq names its product acyl-CoA thioesterase 12 (gene Acot12). Gene Ontology annotation, cellular component: cytosol; cytoplasm. The record is from RefSeq and is a predicted model, not a curated record. Gene Ontology annotation, molecular function: acetyl-CoA hydrolase activity; lipid binding. NCBI's taxonomy places the organism in Eukaryota, Metazoa, Chordata, Mammalia, Rodentia, Sciuridae. Gene Ontology annotation, biological process: acetyl-CoA metabolic process.
AUGGAGCGGCUGGCGGCGCCGGGCGAGGUGCGCAUGAGCCAGGCCAUCCAGCCGGCGCACGCCAACGCCCGCGGGGAGCUGAGCGCCGGGCAGCUGCUCAAGUGGAUUGACACCACCGCCUGCCUGGCCGCUGAAAAACAUGCCGGAGUUUCCUGUGUCACAGCCUCAGUGGAUGACAUUCAAUUUGAGGAAACAGUUAAAGUUGGACAAGUUAUAACCAUCAAAGCAAAAGUUACUAGAGCAUUCAGCACAAGCAUGGAGAUCAGUAUCAAGGUCAUGGUACAGGACACAUUGAUGGACAUUGAGAAACUUGUUAGUGUGGCUUUCUCUACAUUUGUAGCCAAACCAGUUGGAAAAGAAAAGAUUCACUUAAAACCAGUCAUACUUCUAACUGAACAAGAUCAAGUGGAGCAUACUCUGGCUUCUGAGAGAAGGAAAGUUCGGUUACAACAUGAAGAUACUUUUAACAACUUAAUGAAGGAAAGUAGCAGUUUGGAAGAUCCUGCUUGCGAUGAAGAGGAAGGGACCGUGGCCACCAGGGGCACUGCUGUUCAGAGCAUUGAACUUGUGCUGCCACCCCACGCAAACCAUCACGGGAACACAUUUGGUGGCCAGAUUAUGGCUUGGAUGGAGACAGUGGCAACUAUUUCUGCAAGCCRCCUGUGUAAGGGGCAUCCCUUUCUGAAGUCUGUGGACAUGUUUAAGUUCCGGGGACCAUCUACAGUCGGAGACCGUCUUGUCUUCAACUCCAUUGUCAACAAUACAUUUCAGACCUGYGUGGAGGUUGGAGUGCGCGUGGAGGCCUUCAACUGUCAGGAAUGGUCCGAAGGCCGAGGCCGCCACAUCAACAGUGCUUUUCUCAUUUAUAAUGCUGUUGAUGAUAAGGAAGAACUCAUCGUCUUCCCCAGAAUUGAACCCAUUUCAAAGGAUGAUUUUAGACGCUAUCGGGGAGCUAUUGCACGCAAGAGAAUACGCCUUGGCAGGAAAUACGUUAUUUCUCACAAAGAAGAAGUUCCACUCUGCAUACAGUGGGAUGAAAGCAAGCAGGUAUCGUUGAGUAAUGGCAAUGUGGAGGCAUUCAGAAAGCUGGCGGCUAAAAGGGGCUGGGAGGUUAUCAGCUCUUCAAAAAAGAUAAAAAUAUAUACUCUGGAAGAGCAAGAUGUUUUAUCUGUUUGGGUUGAAAAACAUGUGAAAAGCCCAGCAAACUUGGCUUAUUGUCUCUUGUCGGACUUUACAAAGCGACCACUGUGGGACCCCCAUUACAUGUUCUGUGAAGUCAUAGACAGGGUGAACGAGAAUGAUCAAAUAUAUUACAUCAUCUGUUCUGAGGUCAAUAGUGACAAACCCAAAGACUUYAUAGUACUUGUAUCACGAAGAAAGCCUCUCAAAGAUGGCAACACCUACAUGGUGGCAGCCAAGUCAAUCAUCCUGCCAUCAGUCCCACCGUCUCCACAGUACAUCAGAAGUGAAGUCAUAUGUGCUGGAUUUCUUAUCGAGGCUAUUGAUAGUACUUCAUGCACUGUGUCUUACCUUAACCAGAUGUCAGCUAGCAUCCUUCCAUACUUCGCUGGAAAUCUUGGUGGCUGGUCAAAAUCCAUUGAAGAAGCAGCAGCCUCUUGUAUUAAAUUCAUAGAGAAUGCUACUGAUGAUGGACCUAUCAGUGGACUUUAAGUGGUCAACUUUCAGUUACUUGCAGUUUAAUUUCCUACUCUUAAUUCCAAGUGCCUUCGUCCUGACACUUGCCAAAUUUGGGGGCCACAGAAUGAUUUAAUAUGAGCCUAAACAAAAUGCAGUUAAGAAGUUAAAUACCAAACUGAAAUGUAUAUCAAGUUUAAUCCUAGUGAUUUGGAUUAGCAUUGAAAGAGCUUUAAAACUGUUAUAGAUGAUCUGUGGCUCUGCCUCUUCUAGCAGCACAGAUACUGGAAGAUUGCCUGGAUGCAGUGUCACAUGUUGUGUAAAAUGGUACAAAUAUAGUUAAAAAUCAUCAAAAACAUGUUUAGGUUACAGAGGCACAAUGAGCUUGAAAUUUCAUAAAACAUAAAAUGCUGAUCUGCUGUARGUUCAUUUAACGUGUGGUGGCAUCUCAUGUGCAGCAGGUAUCUGCAAGUCAGGAGCAUCUGACAAGAUGUAUUACAUGUUUUAGAGCUUUAAAUUAUGAAGGCAUUAAAACRUAAUGGAAUCCAAUCAAUUUUAGUAAUAGGAACUACUUUACUAGUGUCAUUUUACAUAUAUUCAAGGUGGCUGGCCAAUUUAGUAUCUAUUGCUAUAUAUACACACACAAAGUACCUGCAAGAUGUGAUAUUGCAGAGAAAGUGAGUAUUAACUGAGCUCUUCUUUCAUAAUCAUUACAUUAGCACUUUAUUAGGGGAUAGACUUUGACAUUCGUUAUUCCACUCUAGGAUUUGUCUUAAYGCUUAAGACAAAGAAGAAUGUGUCAAGUCAGCCUCCUUUAACCGACAACUUUUAUAAGUUGUUGAAGGAGUUCUGCAUUAGUGUUCGGAGGACUUACCAGGUGGAACUCAUCCUGGUGUUGGUUUGCCAAGGCUCCACCCCUACUCCCACCUGUCUACACACACAGUCUGUAGCUGGUCAUAAGUAGUUUUACUUACUUUUACACUUAAAGUAUUUUUAUUUGUCAAGAGAUUUUUACAUAUGUGAAAAUUUUGCAUAUGUGAAUUUUGGACUGUGCUGCAAUUUUAUGAAUUAGCACUUAUAUAUAAUAUGAAGCAUAGAUAUUUAGAUGAAGAUGAUUAUUCAUUACCUUCAGAAGUAAAAAAUUUGAGAAUAUUUUUAUAUUAAAAAAGGUAAAAAAUAGUAAUAAAGGGGUUACAUUACAUUAAAUUUUGUAUGCUGAAAUUUUAGACUUCUCCAAUUAAGAUACUUAUAAAUGCUGUCUGCCUAGCCUCAACUUUUGAGUUUAUAUUUUUUAAAAACUUUUUCCUGAACAGAAAUAUUGUGAGGAUGAAGGAGUAAAGUGACUUCAGCYGCUUCACGCUGAGACAUAAAGAUGGUGCUUACUCUCAUUUACGGUAGUCUCACCUUAGCCCUGGGAGAUACGUUCUAAGACCCCUGUGGAUGCCUGAAUUCACUGAUAAUGCUGAACCCUGUCCUAUGUGUGUUCCUGUAUAUACAUACCUGUGAUAAAAGGCUUAGUUGACAAAUUAGACACAAU